Messenger RNA from Amaranthus tricolor (Joseph's coat), 867 nucleotides. Its product is annotated as basic blue protein. Bases 119 to 655 code for a protein of 178 amino acids. Lineage: Eukaryota; Viridiplantae; Streptophyta; Magnoliopsida; Caryophyllales; Amaranthaceae. The record is from RefSeq and is a predicted model, not a curated record. Gene Ontology annotation, cellular component: plasma membrane. The transcript is spliced from 2 exons. Gene Ontology annotation, molecular function: electron transfer activity.
GUUGUUGUAACUUGAGGAACACUAAAUGUUUUCUUGAGUGCUAUAAAUAGCAUGGAAACUAAAAAGUGGGAAGUGGGUACCAACUAAAUUUAAGCUAUAGCUGGUAGAAGAAGUAACAAUGGAAGUUUCAAAGAGAAGAUUGUUGGCAAUGGUGGUGGUUUUAAUGGUUUGCAACAUUAAAGAAGGGUCUGCAACCAAACAUAUUGUAGGUGGAAGUGAUGGAUGGGAUGAGUCUACUGAUUAUGAUUCAUGGGCUAAAACCCAAACUUUUGCUGUUGGUGAUACACUUGUGUUCAAAUACACACCAGGACUACACAAUGUGGCAGAACUUGGAAGUGAAAAUGAAUACAAAUCAUGUGACACAAGCAAUGCAGCAAAUUCAAUGAGCACAGGCAAUGAUGUUGUAAAGCUAGAUAAAGUUGGGACUCGUUAUUUUGCUUGUGGAACUUCUGGACAUUGCAGUGCAGGAAUGAAACUCAAGGUUAAUGUUGUUGCUGCCGAUAAACAAUCUUCAUCAUCGUCUCCAACUUCAGAUUCAUCGUCAUCUUCUUCUUCUUCUUCGCCUACGUCUUCAUCUUCGACUUUUGGUGUUCUUUCUGGUCUUUAUUUCUUUCCGUUAAUUGUUUCUGCUGUUUUGCCAAUGUUUGGCCUGUAAAUUGCUUCUUUUACAAGAGCCUUUUUUUUGGAGUUCUAUGUAUGUUGCUUUGUACUACUAUUUGUUAUUCAUUUUAUAAAUUUUGAAUAUUACCCAUUUACUAACCCGGGGUCUUUUGAGGGUGAUCGACUGUACAUGACCUCUUUUUCUCCCUAUAUGAAGAGUUUAUAAAAAUAAAUAUGUUAAAUUAUUAAUAAAAUAAAUAUAUUUAC